UUAUGGCCUCCUGAGGAUAUCUGGAACAAUCCUGACGCUCUACGCGACUACUAUGCUACCCAUGCCGUUCCAUUACGACCUAGUCCAGGCGUCCUGGUCGUCUCCAUCGUGGUCUCAAUCCUUGGUUCUUACACCACCCUCCUGUGUUUGGGUAGGAGAACAUCGUCAAAAGGAUGGAAGAAUCACUUUUUGCUCAUGAUGGCUGGCGUCUGUUUCGCUUGUGUGGCAGUGUGGGGGAUGCACUUUGUCAGUAUGAUAUCUAUCCACUUGCGGGCUACCCCACAUGUUACUUGGUAUAUUACGUUUUCCAAAGGUUUCACCGCUUUGUCGUUGUUCGUACCCUUGAUAGCAACUCUUGGGGCUUUCUGGGUGGUUGGGGGAGUCGAGUUCAAUAUCUCUCGAGUGGUCGUUGCAGGUAUCUUUUCUGGAUUGACUAUUGGUCUCAUGCACUACUCAGCAUCAUUUCAUCUGCCAUAUCUCAUGGUUUCCUACACGGCUGUCACAGUGGCUUUCGCCCUCAUUUUGGCCUGUAUCGCCUCGACCGCUGCCCUCGUCGCCUUCUUCCGACUCCGAUCUCAAUGGGAGGACUCUUUCUGGAAACGAGGCAUAUGUGCUCUCUUCCUCGCGUCAGCUGUCACCAGGCUCACAAUUUUCAUCUCGGUAAUGUGUGGUGUCAUUAUCAUCCUCACAGCCAUCAUCUCGAUGUUCGACUACUAUGUACGUCGAGGUGUCCGGGAGAAGGCAAGGCAUGUCAUUGUCUGUUCGACCGCUUUUGAUACCCUUGGACGAUUGUUAGUAAAGAAUGAUGGUACUCUACCACUACAGCUUAUUGAAACAGAUGUGGACCUCAAGAAACUCGUCCUUGAGCUUGACCCCCGACAAGGCACCUUCCAAUGGCUCUAUCAACUGUCAUUUGUCUGGCACACGAUCACUCCAUUCCUCAGUGAAAUUCUUCGGUCCAUCGCCAAGCGUCGACUGGGUGCAGGUGCCGACCUGAUCGAUCUCUCCAUCCCAGCAGCUCAAAGAGAAUCUCUCAUCUUCCGGCGAAGAUUCAUCGAAGCGGCCGUCCUCAUGGCUCAAAGUCUUGACAUAUCCGUGGAGUCAUUGGGCUUCAUGCUCGAUCGGGUACUCACUACGGGGCAGAAAGCAAAUGAGGACAAGUUCAAAUCCGCCUUCGGUGAAGAGGAGAAGGCAGUUCCUGGUCUUUCUAUCAAAUACCAAGGCAGCGAGGGUGUAUUACUUUUCCUCGUCCGAGAAAUAGGCGACGCUCCCCCAUUCAGCAUCGACAGCAAGGGCGGCGACAAGUCAUUCUCCACCGACAAUGUCGAUCAUUACAUGCAGCGUGGGUACCGUAUGGCCGACACGCACUUCUUCUCGAAAGCCUUAGCCGACAACUUGGGUGUUCUCAAGGGUGAGAUGGAUUUGUUCUUGUCAGCCUGUAAGACAUAUGCCAAGCGUGGGACAAAACCUGUCGUCCAGCCCGGAGGGAUCUAUGCGAGUAUCUUCGGUGUCCGACCCACGCUUGACCAUCAAGGUGAUAUGGUAGUCUACAACUUUGCUCGACACCAAAUACCUGCAUACCGACUUCCCGACGUCAAUUACCCAAUGAGCAACCGGAUGGCCGAGUGGCUUCAUGAAAAUCGAGGAAUCAGAAUGGGCGAACUACUCUAUCGUUGCAAUGCGGACAUCCAAUAUAUGGAAACACACGAUUCCGGACCUGGCAGUAUUCAGACGGCGGAGGAUGAAGCACUCUACGAGUUUCUCACGUCGCUCAUCGUUGCACUCGAAGCUCUCUCAAAGGGUCUUCGCCAAUGGUGUGAUAUCGGUAAUAUCGCGUCAUUCCUUCCAGAAGUUGUCAAGGUGCCUACUUCCGACACGGACGACACAAUGCCUUCUCAACUCAUCAUCAUGCACGGAAUCCUCCCGGCUCCCAAUGGUCAACUUACUCCUAUACAUUCCCGUCUCUCCGGUGUACAAGUGCCAGACCUCGAAUCAGGCCGAGAUCAUACCGACAAGCCACCCGCUCCCUUCGUCUACUCUCCAUACACUCUCUUCGCCAAAGCGCAAUCAAUGGUCAUGCGAGACGAUUCAUACGUUGCUUUCUCACAAUCAAUUGUAGAUGAGCUACGCAACAUCUAUCCU
Molecule: messenger RNA, 2142 nt
Organism: Tremella mesenterica DSM 1558
Lineage: Eukaryota; Fungi; Basidiomycota; Tremellomycetes; Tremellales; Tremellaceae
Exons: 8
Source: RefSeq, a predicted model, not a curated record